Synchiropus splendidus (mandarinfish) is the source of this 3582-nucleotide messenger RNA. It is a transcript of the gene mogs, whose product is annotated as mannosyl-oligosaccharide glucosidase. Gene Ontology annotation, molecular function: Glc3Man9GlcNAc2 oligosaccharide glucosidase activity. The coding region runs from base 93 to 2618 and encodes 841 amino acids. Gene Ontology annotation, biological process: oligosaccharide metabolic process; protein N-linked glycosylation. The record is from RefSeq and is a predicted model, not a curated record. NCBI's taxonomy places the organism in Eukaryota, Metazoa, Chordata, Actinopteri, Syngnathiformes, Callionymidae. The transcript is spliced from 5 exons. Gene Ontology annotation, cellular component: endoplasmic reticulum membrane.
ACCUAAACCCGGAAGUGGCUAAUGCUAACAAGCUACUAGCAGUAAUGACUGACUAGACUCGGCUCCUAUUUUGGCAGCUUCAGAGAGGCAGGAUGGGCCGGCAGAGGAAGAGGGUGGUGAACAGCGAUGCUGGUCCCCCACCAAGGAGAGAUGAGAGGCCCCCUGCGCUCCACCGCAAGAAAAAGAAAUUUGAUAUUGGCAAAAUUUUCAUCAACAUCUCCAUUGGCCUUUGCAUUUUCAGUCUCAUCUGGUUCUUCUACGCCCUGUACAUGCAUUCAGCACUAGCUAAACGCGUGAUGACCUUACACCCCUCGCCUUCCGUCCUGGACGUCGACAGCAGCAGCGCCAAGGUCUCCCCACAGAGGUUCUGGGGCUCGUACAGGCCACAAGUGUACUUUGGUAUGAAAACAAGGAGCCCAAGAUCCAUGGUGACAGGCAUGAUGUGGAUGCGGCAGUUCUCUGACACAGAUGUGAAUCUGCGGCACACGUGCGAGCAGGGAGACCGGUUGCAGGGUUACGGUUGGCUUAUGCAUGACGGCUUGACUUUUGGGGUCCAGGAAAUCAAAGAGAGCGACUUCACCCUGACCACAGAGUUUGUGAAGAGGAUGGGUGGAGAUCACGGAGGUGACUGGACCUGGAGGAUCACGGCAAAACAGCAUAGCUCCGCCCCUCAACCACCUGUCAUAUCACUGAUGUUCUAUGCGGCAGCAGAUACUCAAGGUUUUCUUGAAGCACAUGUGGAAGACAAAAAACGUCUUGCUUCCAUCACUGGGUUCUCAGAGGAGCUUGGAAAUUUCAAGAUAACCUUUGGGAAACCUGUGACCGGGGAGGUAUCCAGCGCUAAAUAUGCCAGUUACAACCACCUUCAAACCGUCUCCCCCGGCCUGGAGAAGUUGACUGACAUUGUGAGACAGAGCCUGAACCGCAGGUUCGUCUACAGCCCCCCCUCUGGAGAGAAAAGGCAUUACAUUGCUGUGGACACCUACAAGCCUCCUCAGCGGCAAAACCAACAGCAGCCCGCCGACCCACGAAAAGAGAGCGACUUUGUGGUGCACCAGGUCACCGUCCAGACCCCGUUUCAGAUCGAGGUUCUGUUCGAGUCGGCGAGCUUUCGCUCUCGCCCCAACCAGCUGGUCGGCGCCGUCAUGACUCAGGAGCUGGAGCAGAGGAAAGCUGAGUUUGACGAGAAGUUCAAGAAGACCUUCGGCCUGGAGGAAAAGGGCUUCAAGGCGAGUCAAGUGCGGUUUGCCAAGGCGGCGCUCAGCAACAUGUUGGGCGGGAUGGGUUACUUCUAUGGUCAGUCGGUGGUGAAGUCCGUGUAUAAUGAGUACCCACUCCUCUAUCCGGAGGGCGCUUUGUUCACAGCCGUCCCGUCACGCUCCUUCUUCCCGAGAGGGUUUCUGUGGGAUGAGGGCUUUCACCAGCUGCUGCUGAGCAAGUGGGAUGCCCAGGUGACCAGAGAGUCCAUUUCCCACUGGGUAGAUCUGAUGAACAUCGAGGGCUGGAUCCCCCGCGAGCAGAUCUUGGGAGACGAGGCUCGCAGUAAAGUCCCUGCUGAGUUUGUAGUUCAGCACAACGAGAACGCCAACCCGCCCACACUCUUCUUGGCCCUGCAGGAGCUGAUUGAACAGCUCUCCUUCAAUCCAGACCAAGAAGAAUCCACGCUGCCUUUCCUCCGACGGCUCUUCCCGCGACUGAAAACCUGGUUCGGCUGGUACAACGUAACCCAGGCGGGGCCGAAGCCAAACUCCUACCGCUGGCGAGGACGUGACAAGGACACCAACCUGUUUCUUAAUCCCAAAACCCUGACCUCGGGCCUGGACGACUACCCUCGGGCGUCGCACCCGUCAGUUGAGGAGAGGCAUGUGGACCUGCACUGCUGGAUGGCUCUGGCCUCGGGCAUCAUGGCGCAGAUCGCUCGUCUCCUUGGUGAGGAGCACCAUGUCUUCCAACUCACCCACCAGGCCCUGACCAACAACAGUCUGCUGAAUGAGCUCCAUUGGUCCGAAACACUCAAAGCCUUCAGCGACUUUGGCAACCACACUGAGAAUGUUUCCCUCCAGCAGGAGAAGGUCUACGUUCCCCCCGGACAACCUCGCCAUCAGUACCCCGUGGCACGGCUCGUGCGUGCGGUGGGCAGUGAGCCAAAACUCCGAUAUGUGAACGCUCUGGGGUACGUGAGCUUGUUCCCCUUCUUACUGCGGAUCCUCGAACCGGACUCCCCCAAACUGGAGCCCAUUCUCCGGGACAUGAGAGACCCCAACAAGCUGUGGACACCUUACGGUUUGCGGUCGCUCUCCAAGGCCGACCCGCUGUACAUGAAGCGGAACACCAAGCACGACGCCCCCUACUGGAGGGGGGCCGUUUGGAUCAACAUCAACUACCUGGCCGUCACCGCCCUUCAUCACUACGGCAACACGCAGGGGCCAUAUCAGGAGAAGGCAGCUGCUCUCUAUGAAGAACUCAGGACUAACAUCGUCACCAAUGUUUACAGACAGUACGUGGAAACCGGUUACGUCUGGGAGCAGUACAGCGACAGCUCCGGACGAGGUCAGGGCAGCCACCCCUUUACCGGCUGGUCGGCGCUGACUGUGCUCAUGAUGGCGGAGCAAUACUGAGUUCAGGAAACGCAGCUUCUGAUCCAUAGAUUUCUGCCUUAAAACAACAAAGCUGUGAGACCAUCGCAGUUCUGUCCGCAAUCAUUUCAAUCUCAUGUUCUUUGUCGCUGAAAGCCGAAGUCAAUCAUGACCACUUUUGUCAAGACACAAAUUAUACUUAAAUUACGAGGUUUGCCUCAUUGACUCAGCUCCAUCUCCAUUGAUCACGUAAAAUUUAAUUUCUCAAAUCUGCUUAUUUUGAGACUUUUAUUUUAAGUGGUACAUGUUUUCAUUUAAAAGGAAAUUAGGUUCUUGAGUCUCAGUGUUUUCAAAACUCCCCUCACACCACCAGCUCUUGAUAGUAAUUCACUACAUCUAUGUGAACAUGACCAUUGAUAAAUAUUAUGUUUAUUCACUGGGCUCACGACUGCAAGGUCAGUGAAGGCAGCGUGCCUGUUUUGUCCUCUCAGUACGACGGAAGCAGAGACUUGUUUAGUGCAUUUAAAAAUCACAUCUUACAGUUUUACCAUCAUGUUCAUUCUCCUCUUGAGUCGUCAGGGUCGGAAAAGUCAUCUUCUGGAAACCGCCGUCAACAUCCACCAGUUUCACACGGUGUUUUCAGCAUGAAUCUUCUUGGCUUCGUCCAUCAUUCUGUGCCUGUGUCACACUCCUCAUCCAUCAACAACAAAAGUGCCCUCCUCCAAAAAGAGCCCAGACAAAUUAGGCAGCACGGUGCUACAGUGGCUAGCAUUGCCUCAAGUAUCAAAAACGCCAACAAAAAUGAUUUUGCCAUGUUUGUCCUGGAUGUCUGAUAUAAUUUCCAAAAGAAGACUUUAUUCUUUUGUUGUUUUAUAAAUGCUGUAUGCCUCCAGUAUCUGUACAAAAAGUGUCAUAUUUUUCCAAAUGUAUUCUCACACACUGGUCAAAAGGAGAAAACCUUUUGUAAAGGCUUUUGUUAUUCAUUACAGGUCAUUUUCAAGUGUCA